Homarus americanus (American lobster) is the source of this 6425-nucleotide messenger RNA. RefSeq names its product cubilin-like. NCBI's taxonomy places the organism in Eukaryota, Metazoa, Arthropoda, Malacostraca, Decapoda, Nephropidae. Gene Ontology annotation, molecular function: protein binding. The transcript has 20 exons. The coding region runs from base 1245 to 3998 and encodes 917 amino acids. The record is from RefSeq and is a predicted model, not a curated record. Gene Ontology annotation, cellular component: plasma membrane.
GACGUUGGAGGAGGAGGACGUGCCGCGCUCUCUCCCCUUCCCUGUAGUGUUUUUAUUUUUUUUAGUUCCCUAAAAGAGGGUGGUUGAAACACCCUGUCUCUCCUUGCGUGUGGGUCGCCGCCCCAGCAACACAGUGUCGGACUCUGGGUGUUGCUAGUGUAGUCUAAUGGAGACUUUACCAGGGUGUGACUCGACCCUGAGCCACAGACCAGAUAAUAUGGUAUAGAAAACGGACUGAGGACUCGUGUGAAACUAAACUAUAUUUUCUGUAAACAUAUUUUAGUUUGACUUUGGAGCUAAUUGAGAGAAAAAAUAUUGUUUUUAGUUGAAAUUGUUAAAAGAAGAUGAAGAUAUAUUUAUUGUGAGAGAUUUUAUUGUUAUUGAGAGAAUAUAAACUUUAUGAAGAGGAUUUUGUUGAAGAUUUUGAAAAAAACAUUGACCUUGAUACCUUGUGAAAUUUUACUUAACUAUCAUACACAAACAUAAGGAUAAAAUAUAUGUUAAACUGAACUUAACAUUCUUCUUGAGCUAAUUCCAUCGUUAACAUUGAGAUAAAUUACUGUUAAAUUGAAAUUAAAAAAAAGUUUAAUUUCCUGUUGAACUGAAGUUAACAUUAAUUUAAUUUCUUACUGAACUAAAAUUAAUUUUGAUUUAAUUACAUGUUUCGCUGAUCAUUAACAUUGACACUAAUAUAAUUUCCUGUUUAAACUGAAGUUAUACCACUGAUAUGAAGUAAAUAUUACUUGAACUAAAGUCAAAACUCACCUGAGGUAAUUUCAUGUUAAAACUGAAGUUAACAUUGAAGUGAGCUCAGUACAUCACCUUGAAGUGAGCCAAAUACAUCACCUUGAAGUGAGCCUAGUACAUCACACUGAAGUGAGCCGAGUACAUCACACUGAAGUGAGCCGAGUACAUCACACUGAAGUGAGCCGAGUACAUCACACUGAAGUGAGCCGAGUACAUCACUCUGAAGUGAGCCGAGUACAUCAAAGGUGACCAGCUCAAGAUGGAUGUCGCCUAACUCAUACAACGAACGACUCGCUGCAACGAACCAGCACCAACUUCGACCUAACCAUCAACAUGACUACUCUCGUCGCCUAGGUGAGUGUGGCGCCACAUCAGGGUAGCGGCUGAUGAGGGAACUACCGUAGCAUCCCGUUGUGAGAGGAGCGGCAGGCAGGGGUGGUGGGUGCUGGGAGGCUAUUGAACUCUAGUAAAGGUUAACAGGCCGCGCUGUGUACGGGAUGGCAGGUGAUGGCUGGACGCGGGACCACCAUGACGUCAUCGCGGGAGUGCGCAUGCGCCGUUGUGUCUCGCUCCUGCCUCAGCUGGUGUUCCUCUCCCUCCUCACCCUCCUCCUCCUGCCCCUCGCUCAGGCUCAUGAUGGUCCCUCUCAUGAAGACUGGCUGCUGUUUAGCGAUGAGUCAGGGCUGGACGGGGACAGCGACACCUACCCGACAAAGGAACCAAAGUGUGACCGGAAAAUCGUGAGUAGCGAGAAUGGUCAAGGGGAGGGAGAGUUCGAGGCGCCGGAAUUACUUAACCCUGAAGGUCACAGCCGCCAGUGUAUCUACACCUUCAUGGCGGCCCCGGGGGAGAAGGUUGAGCUCCAGUUCAAUAAGUUCAACUUGAGAGGCACGCCGCCUGACGGAUCAACUCUCGGAAUGAACCCGUCGUGCAGCCACGAGUACCUGGACAUCUACACGGAAAUUAAGGACCCUAAGAAGGUGGACCUCCUGACGACGCCGUUUGGAGGUCGGUACUGUGGCGGUAUCUCACCUAGGCUGCGUGUCUCUCUCUAUACCACCAUCGUCAUCAGCUUCUACACCGACCUCUUGAACACCACGUCUGAACUCUUCAUCGGCAAAUACAAGUUCUUCAACGAUUCCAAGUACAUGGUGGGUGACCUGGUGCCGGAUACACUCUGCGGCUACGUCAUCCACUCUGACCUGAAGAAGAAUGGCCAGUUCAUGACCCUCACUUACCCUGGCGCCUAUCCCAAGAACAUCACCUGUUACUACAAGUUCAUAGGUCGUAGGGAACAGCGGAUCAGACUCGAAUUUAGGGAUUUUGAUCUCUUCUAUGGCGGCCCUCACUGUCCGUUCGACCAGGUGAAGAUGUAUGAUGGGCCAAACUACAUAGCUCCGCUGAUUGGAACUUACUGUGGCCAACAAAGAAACUUGGUAAUUUUCAGCACGGGUAGCACACUACUUCUUACCUUCACGACCCUCGAACGCAUCGCCGACACUCAAAAUAGGGGGUUCCAGGGGAUAUUCAACUUUUCUGAGAGUUAUGUCAAAUUAGAUUUCAUCAACACUUUGGACUCAGAGCACAUCAGAGGGACAGAGUGUGACCAACGUAUCUUGAGCAAGAGAGAAUCCAAUGGCACUGUCUAUAGUCCCAACUAUCCCUUCCCAUACCUGCCUAAUAUUGUUUGUAGGUACUUCAUCUAUGGCCUCCAAGAUGCUCAGAAUUUGGAGAGAGUUAGACUUCAGUUCUUCGAUAGAUUUGAUAUACCGGCAGAUCUGAAAGGUGAUAAAAACUGCUCUGACGGCUAUCUUAGAAUAUACUUGAAGGGGCAGGAAACAGAGAAUGCCUAUGACAGUCCUGACUAUGAGGUGUGUGGGAAGACUUUACCUCAGACCGUGGUCUCUACUGGUCCAAGGCUUGUCAUGGUGUUUAGUUCGGGAAAGUUUCAGGGUGGAGGAUUUAAAGCCCAUUAUAAAUUUGAAACAGAAUACAAGAUCCCAGGCACACCAUCUCCAGACGGAAAAUGUAUUUUCACUUACUAUAGCUCAAGCCGCAAAGAUGGGAUUUUCAACUCUCCCCGGCACCCUGCCAACUACCCGUCCAAUACUACGUGCGAAUUCACUUUUCAGGCCAACCCCGAUGAACAAGUUCGGCUGUCAUUUUCUCCAUUUGAACUCAAAAGUGAGAAAAAUAACCUAACAUAUGGAAACCAUUGUCAAGAAGACUGGGUGGAAAUUUAUAAUGUGUACAAACCAGUUGGGUCUGAUAUAGAACGUGAAAGGCUCAAUGGUAGGUACUGUGGCAUGGCAGCCCCUGGCCCUAUAGAGAGUGAACUUGAGGCAGUGGGUCUACGUGUUGUGCUAAGAACUGACCAUGGAAAUGUCUCAAGUGGUUUUGGAGCAAGAUAUCAGUUUAAAAAGAAGGAAAUGCUCUUUAGAGACUGUGGUGGAAACAUUACCAAUGAAGAGUAUGGAAUUAUACAUUCACCACACUGGCCAAAGAAAUAUGAUGGUCCAGACCCUGACCGUAAGGGAGGAGCAUUUUCUUGUACCUGGUUUAUUCACGUUCGGCCGUACCACAAAAUUUUACUCUGGCUUCAGUCAUUUUCUGUUGAAGGAAACCCAGCAGAGAGAGGAUGUCCAGCAGCUGUCGUUCGAGUGUGGCCAGAUCUGGAUAAAGUACCAAUCGAGUUGUGUGGUGAAGGGCUGAGCGACGAUGCAUCUAUAAUAAUCUCAAAAUCUUCAUUAAUGAGGGUGGCCUUUUUAACUGCUGAUAGAGCAGUGGGAGCAAAGGGAUUUGAGGGCAUAUGGACAGAAAUUCAGGAUAAUUUCCUCCCUUCAGGCCCAAAAUGUGAACAGUUCCUGUGCUCCAAAAACAACUUCUGCAUAUCCAAGAAUCUUCGAUGCAAUGGAGUACCAAAUUGUGGUGUGGGUGAUCUCUCAGAUGAAGACAGUUGUGUAAAAGAUCCAGUAGUAAAUGUGUUAAUGUUGGUUGGUGUUGGCCUGGGCAUCUCCUCAGUCCUCCUCAUUGUGGUAUGCAUCUGGUGCCACCGUAAACAUGUGAAGCGGCGGGAGGAAGGCGCGCUCCCUCAUCAUGUGCACGUGUGUGAACGCGGGGCACGAUUUGCCUCAGUGGACAGUGUAGGCCACAGCGGUAUUAACGGUGAUCGCAGCUUGUCUCCAGUUCUGGGAGCUCGACAGGCUCACCACCUCAGCCGUACCUCCUUGCGUACGGAAACAGUCGUCUGAGACUACGCCCAGCACCAUCCUCCUUGUGGGCUAACGGCCUCAGGGGGUGGUGCUGAAGAAUCUCGAACACCCACACCUACUGCUUCGUCGCACCACGAGCUCCUGAUGUACUGAGCUGGGUGAAUCCAAAGGAGGGUUCUGAUACACUUCCAAUGGACCUCAAUAUCUUCAAGUCCACAUAUAUUCAAAACUAGAGACGUAUCCAGAGGUUCAUCAUACCUCAAAAUCUUGGAUUAAAAAGGUGAUAUUGUUAGCUUUUUUAACAAAUACUGCAGCAGUACAUCAGACUUAGAGAAAUAAGAAAGGAAAGUUGUAGACCUAUUACUGUUAUUGAUCUGCUAUCUUCUGUUUUGUAGUGCCAUCAUAAACACUGGAUUACAAGAGAAAAUCUUAUACCUCUAUUUUUCACAUGGAUCAACUGCUACAAUGAAAAUGCCAAGCCUCUGUUUAAAAGGCUUCUUACAGGUGCUAAAAUGAGUGGUGCGACUACCAGCUGUGGUUUAUGAUGCAAUGGCAAUCAGUAAUUUUAUUGUACCCAUACUAAGAAAAAUAUGACUUUCAUCCUUAGACACAAAGCUUAUUGAAAGUUUCCCAUGCCAUACAGUGACAGUUAGUACACUGCAAAGUUAUCUAAUUUAUACAAUGAAAAUUGGAAUGCCAACAUUCCAGUUUUUUCUCCAGAAUGGAAAGUAAACCUAACACACAAACUCCAUAAUUGGAAGCAGCAGCAGCUAGAUCCCAAUAGGAAAUGGGAGACUGCUCCUUUACGCUUUAACUUUGUUAACGGAAAAUAUUUUUUGUAAUGCUAGAUUUCUGAGUGACAAAUCAGUUGAUUGCUUUUGAACUUGUUCAUGACAAAACCCUUUAAAUCCAAUCAUAAUGGUGACAAAUAAGCAUUUAGUGAUGCUUAACUGUGUUACCUGAAGCGCAUUACCUGGUAUUAUGGUGCUCAUUUGGUUAUGAGAUCACCAAUAACACUUUAUAGACGUGUGCUCAAUAUCAGAUAGGAUAAGAGACAGUCUAGUUGUUGUGAUGUUGACAGAUUAUUUGUUCUAACCCCUUUUCUUGUUCAUAAACUGAUGUUCAGAGACCUGUUGCCCUUUUCUGCACAUCUGUUUCAUCUGUGCUUUUUGCAGUAGUGAGGCAUGGUAGUCUCCUCUUUGCUUGUAGACUCAUUAUGUAUAUUCCAUUUCAAAGAUAUGGCUUUGUGCCUCACUACUUGUUUAGAACUAGUCGGUUUCAUCAUGGGUUAUGUUAACUUUGUUUGAAAUUGGUCAUAUUAUUUUCCUGGUCUAAAUCUGUUAUCUAAAUCUCAUUUUGCAACAAUUUACCAGUUGGUAAUUCUUCAUAGAUUAAAUAUGACAUCUAGAAAAAUUACCACUGCCUUGCAAGUUGAGUCAUUCCCUGAACCCACAUGUAAACUCCAGCUAUUGGAGUUUAGACAAUACCAUUUGGACCCUGGCAGAGUCAGGUGACCAGCUCAUGGCAGAAGCUGCUGGUAUAAUUACUAUGGUCUUCCCCCUGACACGGAAUCACGUGAGCAAGGAUAACUUAUUUGAUUCCUGGCCCAGGUCUUCACAAACUUAAAGCGGGUUUAUUGGUGUAAGUGGCACAAAUGUGGACUGGCUGCUAUGUGAUGUCAACUGGAACAAUAAGUUGGACAAUAACAAUAAUUAGGAAGUGCAAUAAUAAUCUACAGCUACAAGUAGUUGUCAGGAUGUGCCAGCACAUGCAGCAGAAAAAAAUGUUUGCUAGCAUUUUUUGUACAACUUUGUUCAUGUUUUUACGUGAGUUUUGUUGCAAUAACUCCCAUACCAUAUGAAUGUUAUGACAGGAAAGAAAGGAAAUUCUUGAAAGUACAGUAGUAGAUAAAAUUCAGAUUUUAUAUGAAAUUAGUCAAACUUCUUUCAUAAAAAUUAUUAUUAUUAUUAUUAUUAUUAUUAUUAUUAUUAUUAUUAUUAUUAUUAUUAUUAUUAUUAUUAUUAUUAUUAUUAUUAUUAUUAUAAUGGGAGUUGCUCGCUUCCAAGAUUUCUUUGCAAAAUACAAUGUAUAACAUCUAAUUGUUGGGAUGAUUUAAAACAUCAAAAUAAUGUGCCCAUGGUUUUAGUAUCGUGUUUAGCGAAGAAGACAUGGAAGUUGAGUGGAGUGAUAUGGCAGAAAACAGCAAGAUUUCUUUACCUGUGGGUUUUCAAUUUCUUUGUAUAAUUUUAGCACAGCAGGCUUGAAGAUAUUUGGAGUGUUAAAAGAACUCUUAAAAGAUUAUGCUGAUUGAGUGUAUGUGUGAGUGUAUAUACAGCAACAACCAACUGCCCCAGUGUUUCCCAGCUUCAUAGCUGUGUUACACCUAUGUAAGAUACUGUAAUAAUCAGUCUGUCUCAGUAUGUCUCAUAGCAUCAAAUAAAGAAGUUUCCAGAUUUCUUUCUAAAA